Molecule: messenger RNA, 6747 nt
Organism: Lates calcarifer (barramundi perch)
Lineage: Eukaryota; Metazoa; Chordata; Actinopteri; Centropomidae
Gene: mapkapk5
Product: MAPK activated protein kinase 5
Exons: 14
Coding region: 956-2371 (471 amino acids)
Biological process (GO): peptidyl-serine phosphorylation; negative regulation of TOR signaling; Ras protein signal transduction
Cellular component (GO): cytoplasm; nucleus
Molecular function (GO): calmodulin binding; calcium/calmodulin-dependent protein kinase activity; ATP binding
Source: RefSeq, a predicted model, not a curated record
CCGCGGACCGCUAUUGCGUAGUGCCGACUCGGGUUGUGUAUCCCCUUUGACAAGAAGCUAUGGGAUUAGCAAAAUAGUCCAGAGAUACGUGUGUCUCCUUGGUCACCUCUGAAAACAUUCUUCAUUAACCCUCUCCGUUUCUGAGAUAGCGUUAUUGUUCCUAACGGGCGCUGAUAGUUGCUGUGCUUUCUCGUUGAAGAAAUGUUAAUACCCGUGGCACUGAGCAGAGCUGGGAAACUAACUUGCCAGCUGAGCUAACUCGCUCGCUAGCGCAUAACCAAGCUCGACGACAUAAUAGGCUGUUCUGCUUUUGGGAACAAGGUGUGCUCGUUGUGUCAGAUCAACCCAGCUUUCGCCAAGGAUUUUACCGGUGAUUUCCACAGAGUAUCUCCGCUCUAUCUUAUCAUUCAACAUUGCCUUUGUUUUGUAAUCAUCAGCCCCGAUCGUGGCACCAGCUCACUUGCUAGCAACUUAGCCGGUGGGUCCCCGGUGUGUUCGCAACGUUAGCAGAGCACUGCUCUCAUUGCGCUGGCUAAAAAUACACUUCUUGUCCCAUGCUCAGUGCCCCUCCAAAAGUGGUGGGCUAGUCCACGUUGGACUUGUCUUCGGCUUUUCUGGUCACAUUGCUCGGAGUUUGGCGCUCUACAUGGUCACUACAGUGAAUUUAAGACGACUGGAAGAGCGAGUCGGACCCCGAGGUUGUGAGCCGAGCUGGCCUGAUCUAACGUUACAUCGCACCGGCCGGUGGGCUUCAGGUCUGUGGCUGAUCGGUGGCCGAACAACAGCAUUUUGCCCUAAUGGCCUUUUCCUGUCACCAAUAGUAAUAUAACAAGCCUUGGUCCAGCCCAAGGUUGCAAGUCCAAAUCUUUGUAUAGGUCAGAGAAAAACGCUUUGUUUUCACUGUCAGCUGUCUGAGAUUGGCGAGGCAGACUUCAUCUGUCCGGAGCAGGACACCAUGUCGGAGGAUAAUAACGCAGACAAGUUCAUUAAGGAGACAUCCAUUCUGGACGAGUACAACAUAAACUGGACACAGAAGUUGGGAGCCGGCAUCAGCGGACCUGUCAGAGUUUGUGUGAAGAAGUCAACUCAGGAACGCCUGGCCCUGAAGAUCCUCAUUGAUCGCCCCAAAGCCAGAAAUGAGGUGCGUCUCCAUAUGAUGUGUGACAACCACCCAAACAUAGUGCAAAUCCUGGAGGUUUAUGCCAAUAGUGUCCAGUUCCCACAUGAGUCUAGCCCAAGAGCGAGGCUUCUGAUAGUUAUGGAGAUGAUGGAGGGUGGUGAGCUGUUCCACAGAAUCAGUCAGCACAGGCACUUUACUGAAAAGAUGGCCAGCCAGGUCACUAAACAGAUCAGUCAAGCGUUGGAACACUGUCACUCCCUAAAUAUUGCACAUCGUGACCUGAAGCCAGAGAAUCUGCUCUUCAAGGAUAACUCUCUGGAUGCACCUGUGAAGUUAUGUGACUUUGGCUUCGCCAAAAUUGAUCAAGGAGACCUGAUGACCCCUCAGUUCACUCCUUACUACGUAGCACCUCAGGUACUUGAGGCUCAAAGAAGACACCAGAAAGAAAAGUCUGGAAUCAUACCUACCUCACCCACUCCUUAUACCUAUAACAAGAGCUGUGACUUGUGGUCGCUUGGCGUGAUUAUCUACGUAAUGUUGUGUGGCUAUCCUCCGUUCUACUCCAAGCACCACAGUCGCACCAUCCCAAAGGACAUGAGGAAGAAGAUUAUGACUGGCAGCUUUGACUUCCCCGAAGAUGAGUGGAGCCAGAUCUCAGAGAUGGCUAAGGACAUUGUACGCAAGCUGCUGAAGGUGAAGCCAGAGGAGAGGCUGACUAUUGAGGGAGUCUUGGCUCACCCUUGGCUCAACUGCACAGAGGCCCUCGACAACGUGCUGCCCUCCGCCCAGAUGAUGAUGGACAAGGCGGUAGUUGCAGGUAUCCAGCAGGCCCAUGCAGAGCAGCUGGCCAACAUGAGAAUUCAGGAUCUGAAUGUCAGCCUGAAGCCCCUAAACUCUGUCAACAACCCAAUCCUCAGGAAGCGGAAACUACUAGGCCCCAAGCCCAGUGAUGGUUUCUUCAUUCACGACCCAGAGAACGGAGGAGAAGACUCCAACGUAGCGCUGGAAAAAUUACGAGAUGUCAUUGCACAAUGUAUACUACCACAAGCUGGAGAGAACGAGGAUGAGAAGCUGAAUGAGGUCAUGUAUGAAGCCUGGAGGUUCAACAGAGACUGUAAACUGCUGAGAGAAGGCCUGCAGGGGCUCAGCUGGGACGGACGAGCCUUCUCUGAUAAAGUUGACCGCUUGAAGUUGGCUGAAAUAGUGAAACAGGCCAUUGAAGAAAAGACAAAUCUCCAAGAAUCUCAUUAGCAAACGCUGUUUUUCUAUCUUCUUUUUAUAUUGUUUAUUAUGACCCUUUUUAACCCAUAUCUGUAAAGAUGCUUUUUAUGUAAAAUGAUGCGCUAAUUUUUGUUUUUUUCAUGAAUUCACUUGCAAGACCUAUUGUACAGCUGUAGAUAUAUUUCAAAAAGGACUAAUUGGUACUAUGUUUUUUUUAAAUGGAUACUUGCAAAGAACACGGAAAAAAAACUAUAUUUUCAUUUUUGCAAAAAAAAAAAAAGAGAGAGAAAAGAAGAGAAAAAUCAGUGAAAGAAAUUAUUUUCUGGGAGGGAAUUUUUAUCAGCUGCUGGUCCAAGAUGUUAUGUGUUUUAUCCCAAUUAUUUCAUUUUAUUCUAUUUUAUUUUCUUUUAAACAUCCUAAGAUUUUUAUUUAUUUAAACAAAGAGUUCCAUUAUUUUAUACUUGUAGCCUGGCAGUGACUUUGUUCUUCCACACACACUUUCUGAAUCUCAGACUGUGUUUAAAUUAUAUGAAUCUUUUUUUUUUUUUGUGCAACUUUCUCUUGACCUUUGUGUUAUCUAGAGGUCAAGGCAGAGUGGAAAUGGAUGUAAAAGAAAAUGUCACAAAAUAGUAAAAUACAGCCUCAAAUUGUUGUCACAACCCUUUCUUAAAGCUGGUGAGAGACAGUGCUAAAUAGAUCUAAGCAGAUUGGAUAGGCAUAAACACUUUGGCUGGUUUUCUUUAUGACUCAUUUUUAUCAAUGUGUUUUUGACAAACAAAUUAUAACUCAAGGUCCACUUACUUUUUCCUCUCUUAAUUUUCUUACUGCCUUCAUUAGAAGAUUGAGUUUUUUCAGACUUUAAAAAGGGGAUCAGUGGAUCUUGAGUCAAGAUUUUAUUGUCAGGGUCAUAACUGACUUUUCACACUACUAGACUCAUAUAGGUUUCACAAUCUCUCAGUUCAACUCUUACGCAUGAAGUGAUGAUACUGUCUCUCAGCUUCUGACGUUUGUGUCUGAUUUCAGAUAUUUGCAACUGCUUUUUAUGUGUCUGAAUAUUUAUGAUGCGAUUCUGAAAGGUCUUAAGUUCAGUCUUGGUUUAAAGUUGUGUGAUCUGUGAAACGGAGCUGCUUUGACACCAAGUUGUAUCUACUGGAAUGCAGACUGGGGUCAGUUAAUAUUUCAGUCCUUUUAAAAAAAGACCGCUUGCUACUUGAGCACGCAAAAACGCUGCACAUUUUAGCCGCGAUGUGGCUGAUGUCUUUAUGCCAGAAAAUAUCAGUAGGAGGUCUCAGCAUCCUUGAACAGGUCUGUUAGGAUUUCAGUGUCAUAAAACUCGCUGUUCUACUGAAUGUGCAAUAUGGCAAUAAUUUAGUCAUGUAUUCAUAAUGCAUGCAUGUACAUGGCAGUCAGAUAGUAUGCAUCAAUUUGUCAGUAUUGCUGUCUUAACACAGACCUUCCCGUCUCCAUUUAAAUGGUCUGAAUACCAGCAAAUGCUCCCUCCCUUUGCUCAUCCUCACUGUUUGGUUGUCAUUAAAAUAUCAUAUCAUCGAUUAGUCAGAGUGAAAUCAGUUUUACUCUAGUGCUCUAGUCAUAUCUGAUAUUAUUUCUUCAAAGAGAGGUUGAAAGAAGGGAUUCAUGUUCAGGUGUUUGAAUGAGGCCUUGUCGAGUCCACUGAACAGCAUGUUCUCAGAUGUUUGUUUGAAAUUCCCCUUUGAUGAAGUCUUAUCUUUAUACAGAAUUAUUUCUGCAAACCUACUUUCAUGUCAAGAUUACUGCAUUAACCAUGUCUUUUUGAUCUUUUCCUUAUUAAUGAAAAAGCUUGUUUAUUCUGGGUAAUUAGAAAACACUUGAUGCAAUAUAUCGUCUCCAGUGUUUCUCACAGUUUAGGCCGAAUAAAACCAUUUAUAAAUGAAUUGGAUCAUCUGAAAAAACGCAUUGACACAGGACAGUGACGAUAUAUUUGUAACUGACAUGAAGACAAAGUGUAAGCCUUCCUUUGUAUGUCUGUAUUUCUUCAUUUUUUGGCUUAAAAACAAAAAUUUGAGCAAAGGCUAUCAUUACUAACAUGAUUCUGAGGAUUCAUUUUGACUGUCUGCCAUGCUGACAGUGUCAUACAGUCUCCUUUAACAGCUUAAUGAUAACCACAGCUUGUAUGUGAAAAGGCCUUAUUAUUAUUAUUAUUAUUAUUACAUAGCUAAGUUUUACGCUCAAAUGUGCCUUGUCAAUGGGGCAGCAUUUUCAUCCUUUAUUGCUCUCAUCAGUAGAGAUAAAUCACAGGAUGAAGGAAAAACUCAGAAUCAUUGAAAGUAGUGAUUCAUAUUUGUCCUUUUGGCUAUGAUUUGUUUGUUUUCAUGUGAUGAUAUGAAGGUUUUCAGUUCACAGCGCUGGCUAUUUAUUCUGAAACAUAUGCUGAAAUUUAUCUAGCCUCAUAUUUUAAAAAAAUCCUCUUUAGAAAAAGAGAGAUUGAUUUGUUGAUUUAUGUUGUAGGAUAACCCCCUUAUUUCUCAUCAGAGAUGUUCAAGAAAUUUGCAUAUUUUUUGAUGAGAGUUAGAUGUGAAAAGCACAAUUCACCGUUGUGCAUUAGUUAUGUGUUGCACUAUUUCUUAAACAGGCAUAGCAGCUUGUGUUCGCUGGUUGCCUGGCAACAGGUCUAGCCAAGAAACAGCCCAGUACAUAGCCAGUGUAAGACUGUGAAUUAUCGAUUUUAAACAAACUAAAUUUAAUGUGUUAUUUAGUCAGUAUAGCUGACUGUCUUGUAUUUAGCAGACAAAUACGAGCUGUAUCAAUCUUAUUAUUUCUGCCACAAAGUAAAUUCAUUCAGCGUAACUACUUCCUAAUGAUUGCUAUUAAAGCUGCAUUGAUCAGCUGAUUAAUUGAUCAGUUGAUUAAUCUAAAGUUAACCUUCUGCCAUUUUGAUAAUUAGUUAAUCGUUUUAAGUUACAGCUUUUCAAAUAUGACUAUCUACUGGUUUCCUUAGUCUGCUAUUGUAGUAAACUGUAUGAUUUGUCUGACUUGGUUGGACAUAACAAGAUAUCUGAAGAUUUCAAUACCUUGGAUUACGAGAAACUGGGAUGGACAUUUUUCACAACUAAUCAAUUAAUCAAGAAAAUAUUUGUCAGAUUAAUUGAUGACAAAAAAUAACCGUUUGUUGCCUCCCUACUUGCUGUAAUGUGCAGCAGUUGACUAACAUUUGAUCAUUUAUAUUGAGUGCAACACAUCAAGCGUACAGUAUUGCAGAAUCAGCAAAGCUUCUCACUAAAAGUGGAACCUAAAAUGCUGCUGUUUUGUUUCACUCUGACCACGUCACGUCUGUGUGGAUGUGUGACAGUAUGUAAUUAAUUUAUGUUUGCCUGUGUGUGUGUGUGUAUGUGUAUGUGUGUUUGUGUGAUUCACUACACUGAACCUUCUUUGUAUUUCUGGAGGCCUAUCAAUGAAUCAGAGCCCCCCUCCCCCUCCAAAUAACAGAUUUUAUACCCUCUGCUGCCAGAGAGAGCAUUAUUGUUGAAGGACUGUGUAUUUAAUAGCAUUUUUGUACUGUAAAGUCAUGUAUAAUGAUAUUGAUACUCCUAACAAUGAAAACCCCAAAGGAAACGUACAGUCACGCUCAGACACCAUUGACCUGCUGUUUGCUCCUCAGUCUGGCUCAGUGUUAUUUAAAUUCCCAGAGGGCAGUCAGUUGUGAAGAUGCUACCUCCCUCCCCUGCAUCCUCUUGUCGACUAGCUGCUGCUGCAGGAUGCCCUCAGACUGACAUUCAGGCUUUAGACAUAUUUCACAAAUACUAAGUAGCUUCCAGCAGUCACUUCCUCUGUUUUCUUCUCAGAGAGAGAUUUCUGAUUUUAUACAAGAGGCAAGAUUUCGUUUUAUCCAACAUGAAUGCUGACCGAGGAUAAAUAACUAGCUUUUUUUUUUUUAAUACCAGCUCAUUAAAAAUGACCUGAAAGGCAGAAAUGGUUUAGUCAGCACUCCUGCUUUUGAUAAAUACCAGUUGCUUCUGUUUCCUCUGCUGUAUGUUAUGUACUCAUAAAGUGCAGAGAGGUGGGGUUUUUAUAGAUAUAUAUUUUGAGUUGAAGAAAUGCUUGCUUCUUUGGGUCUGGCAUCAAACAGAGAUGCAAAGAGGAAGAAUUUUAUUUCACUUGAAGUAGCCAUUCCUGUUUAUGUUGAUAAGUCAGGGAGAAACGUUGAAGAAAGGAAAUCAUUUCAAAGUACGGAGCCUCUUCUCUGCUUUACCAGUCUGCCCCCCCCCCCCCCCUCUCUGGUCUGGCAGUUAUGUAGCAUGUACCCAAAUCCCUCACGAAGGACUCGCUGUAUUUUUUGUCAGCACAUCUAUUUUCUGCCCUUUCUGCCUUCUUUGGAAUGUCAAACAUGCUGACUUUGUAAUAAAGGAAUUCUUUGACUUUUGAACAUA